Messenger RNA from Onychostoma macrolepis, 4865 nucleotides. It is a transcript of the gene map2k4b, whose product is annotated as mitogen-activated protein kinase kinase 4b. The transcript has 13 exons. The record is from RefSeq and is a predicted model, not a curated record. Gene Ontology annotation, molecular function: JUN kinase kinase activity; ATP binding. Lineage: Eukaryota; Metazoa; Chordata; Actinopteri; Cypriniformes; Cyprinidae. Gene Ontology annotation, biological process: MAPK cascade; protein phosphorylation. The coding region runs from base 414 to 1661 and encodes 415 amino acids.
UUCACUGGAUAAAUUCUAUGCGUGUCCGAAUUACGUCCGCCUUGCUCUGAUGUCAUGCUGACGUGUGCCAAAAAACUCUCGCGACGGCGAGGCGGCUGUGUCGGAUUGAGCAGUCGCACUGACAUCCCCCUUCAGCGGGGAGUCCGCGCGCACCUGGCAACCGCAGAGCCAGCGCUGGCGCUCAGCAGCAGCGAGAGUCUGAGGCGCCGUUACUGCCAACCGAAGCUGGCUGUCCUGUCCCGCCUUAUGACCGUUUAACCCCCUCGCUUCUAAACUUAACCGAAUGGGGUGCGGAAAGCCCGUCGGUUCGCUGCAGUAGUCGCGUGUGUUGAGUGUCCAGCGUGAAUCCAGUGUCCGAAGGGUCAAUCUGCCUCACUGCAGUGCAGCCGCUGCUGGAGUCAAACAGAUCCACAAUGGCGACUCCCAGUCCUAGCACCAAUUCACCAACUAGCGCUGCGGGAUCCGCCUUACACACGCAACACUUAACGACAAUGAGCAACAUGCAGGAUUCCAGCACUUGCUGGAGGUGUCAGAAUGAAACCGGAUUUCAGAUCAAUCUGUCUGGAGUAACCCAAAGCAAACGCAAAGCACUUAAGUUAAACUUUGCGAAUCCGCCAGUCAAACCGACCGCACGACUCCCCAUCACAACAGCUAACCCUCCGUUCCAGAAUCCACACAUAGAGCGGCUGCGGACGCACAGCAUCGAGUCUUCAGGGAAGCUGAAGAUUUCUCCAGAGCAACAUUGUGACUUCACAGCCGAGGACCUCAAGGACCUGGGAGAGAUCGGGAGAGGAGCGUACGGAUCUGUCAACAAUAUGGUGCACAAACCCAGUGGACAGAUCAUGGCUGUCAAGCGGAUUCGCUCCACGGUGGAUGAGAAGGAGCAGAAACAGCUUCUGAUGGAUUUAGAUGUAGUGAUGAGGAGCAGCGACUGCCCGUAUAUUGUCCAGUUCUACGGAGCCCUGUUCAGAGAGGGCGACUGCUGGAUAUGUAUGGAACUAAUGUCUACCUCCCUCGACAAAUUCUACAAAUAUGUAUAUUGUGCAUUAGAUGAUGUGAUUCCAGAGGAAAUAUUAGGCAAAAUUACAUUAGCAACUGUGAAAGCACUGAAUCACUUGAAAGAAAACUUGAAAAUAAUCCACAGAGACAUCAAACCCUCCAACAUUCUCCUGGAUAGAAACGGCAACAUUAAGCUGUGUGAUUUUGGCAUCAGCGGGCAGCUGGUCGACUCCAUCGCCAAGACCAGAGAUGCUGGCUGUAGACCGUACAUGGCUCCUGAACGGAUCGACCCCAGUGCCUCCAGACAGGGCUAUGACGUCCGCUCGGAUGUGUGGAGUUUGGGAAUCACGCUGUACGAGCUGGCGACGGGGCGCUUCCCGUACCCCAAAUGGAACAGCGUGUUUGAUCAGCUGACGCAGGUGGUGAAGGGAGAUCCGCCGCAGCUCAGCAACUCCGAGGAGAGACAGUUUUCACCCAAAUUCAUCCAGUUUGUCAAUCUAUGCCUUACAAAGGACGAGUCAAAAAGGCCAAAGUACAGAGAACUGCUGAAGCAUCCGUUCAUCCUGAUGUACGAGGAGCGGAUCGUGGACGUGGCCAGUUACGUGUGCAAGAUUCUGGAUGAAAUGCCGGUAUCUCCCGGCUCGCCUAUGUAUGUCGACUGAUGGUGAGCGGCCUGUUGGGAACACAAGACGGUCCGGCCACCAUUUGGUGUACAUACAGCGCCUCACACGAAACACAUGGCCCUUCACCAACUCUCAUUUCACCGCAUUUACCGCAGCACAUCCUACUCGCAACGUUUGACGCUUUAGUUUGAGUGAAACUCUAUUUCAAAGUGCCACAUUAAAAUGCUUGUGCCACUGUUUGUGCCGUAAUGUGGCUUCGCUUCUGUACGCAGUCGGAGAACAAACGUUGGGCGUAGGAUUUGCUCUCGUUUGUGAAAUGCAAGUCCUGGUUAAGGGUCUGAGUAUUUCUGCUAAACACCGUAAUUGUACCUUCACUUCAGUGUGAACACAUGAUUGCGUUCAAAGAGAAAUACUUCCCCAAAAACAUAUUGUGCAAUAAGAAUCGGCUCUCAUUUAAAAGCCAUUUACAUCAUGGUGUGUAACCAAGCUUCAGAUUUAGCAAAACAACCUUCUGAGUUCAUUGCAUCAUGCUACAUUUGUAUGUAUGUAUGUAUGUGUAUGUGUGUGGGGAAUCAUUUCGAAAUAUAAAUAAGCAAAACUUGAAUUUGCUCAUUUAAGACAAAGACCAUCAGAGAAGUUGAUGUGCUUACCAAAAUGAAUCAUAAGCGGAGGAAAAAGCAUCCAUACUGGUGUUUUUCUUUGUACGUGUACAGACACAUCACGUCACUCUCUCUUUAUUUAAUGAAACGGUAUGCAAAGGUGUUGUUCUGCAUCAUGACGUGUGUUAAAGUAGCUUUACUCGCUCAGUAUGCAAUAUAAUGUCACAAUGAUCCAAAUGGUUUAUACUUUAUCAAAGAGAAUUCAGUCUGGUGUCUGAAUGCAGGCGCUGCUCGUCACUGUAAAUGUGUAUUUAUACAGACUCCACGUCGUCAAAUCGGAAGAUUCGCAGAUUUCCCACAAGCUCACUUUCAGCAUGUUUUUAGAGGAUCUGGCACGAGUUUGGUUGGUUCGUGUGGGAUACGGCUGAUAAUUCAUUCACAGGUCGCUCAUUUUUAAAAGAUGCACAGCGUUCAUCAAACAUCGGUCUGAUUGUAUAAUAAUAUGGUGCCGGAUAGCGUUCAGAGAAAUCUUCUCAAAUGCAGUUUAAGAAAUAAUAGUGGCACAUCACGAAUGCGGGGUGAAAUAAUUUCAAGGGCGACGUGUAUUAUUAUAUUGUAUCAAGAGAGGAAACUAUGUACAGAAAAAAAUCACUGUGAAAAUAUUUUACGUGUAUGGUGAGAAGAGUAAUCUGUAAAAAUUGUAAAAGGAAAUGUGCAGGGAUACAGCGUACUAUAUGUUCAGGUUUGGGUAUAUAUUAACCUCUGACAGCUUCUUGUCUUAUACACGUCACAGUUAACAAGGACAUCAGCUGGCGUUAUGAAUAUGAUGAGCGUGUUUGCCUGCAGGUCAGCGGUUUAUUGUCAUUCUGCUCUGUUAGAUCUGAACACACAAUGGGCUCAAUGCUAGAAUAAAACCAAUACUCAGCCAUUCACCGGCUCACAUUUAUUCAACAACACUGCGCAACCUUCACUGAAAAUAAAAUUGGUGUUAGAAACCGUUUUCGCUCAGAAACUCAUAAGAAAUUUCACAAUUACAAAGAAGCGUUGAAUUUAAAUGUGAAUAGCAGAAAGAUUGAUAUUGCAUUUUCUUGUAAAACUUACUCUGGUCUGAAACUAUAAAUAAUCGUCAUCAAAAAGCUCAAAAGGAGUUUUUUUUUUUUUUUUAGUCAUCAAGACUCAUGGAGUCAGUUUGUUCGUUUUGUUUGUUUAUUGAACUCUGGUACAGUAAUACAGCGGUGGAGACACAUACUGGGACAGUUUAUAUGAUAACGUUGUUCAGUGGCCAAGCAAUACAAAAGCUUUCUGUCAUAACGUAUAUAUAUUUCCCCCAGGAGAAUCAAAAGAACAAGAAAUAAGACAAAACCUCCGUUUUCCACAGAGAGGCGAAGAGUAAUAGUGAACAUUUGUGCAGCACAGACGCUUUCUGCCAUCAGGAUCAAAGGAACCACAGCUUACAAUCGAGAAGAAACAAACUAUAUAAAGGGAAAAAAAUAAUACAAGAUCGCAAAGUCACUUCUACGGGGUUGUUUCAUUCAUUGGCCGAUAUCAAACAUAGAAAAAUAAAAUCUACAGGAUUAUGUGACAUUCUUUACACAACAUAAAACUUUACACACAAUUCAUCUUGAAUAUAGACCUAAUUUCUUAGCUGGUCGUAUUAAAAGUUCUGUAUGAAACUACUUUGUGUGUAAAAAUAGAGUCUCUAAUGCUCUACUGUGUUUAAUACCAAGUCUUGAAUAUAAAACAGCUUGCUCUUGGUCUGUAAUGCCCAUGAUGCUUAUUCACUGAACUAAAACCCAGGGUUAAUUUUUUUUUUUUUUACAAAGCUAUUUAUAUAAAAUUGGAUUGUCUGAAUUAUGCGUUGAGUUCAUUUGUAUUGUAAGGCCUCACGGCUCUAGAAAAGGCACGAUAAAGAGAUUCUAAAGAUCUGUACAAAAGCAUUCAGUGGCACAAAAUAUGAUUAAAAACCAGUAAAUAACAAAAACAAACAUUUCAUGAAAUGAAAAAAAAUAAUAAUAAAUCUAUUCACAGUUUAAGCUUUUGGUGAGCUAAUUAUUUAUAAAAAAUUGCUAAAUUGCUCUGCUAAAUCAGUGACCAGUAUUAAAAUCUAAAACUAAAGAUUUUAUUUAAAAAGUUGUUUAAAAAAAAAAAAAAAAAAAAAAGUCAGGUCCCAAAUUUGCCACAGUACAGUUUCACAGUUGAACUUAUAUAAUCUAUAUAUUAGAAUUCAUUCUUCACAAGUGCUGGUAAAAAUGGCCAUCACAGUUCGUGAUGUAUUGCUUUUGAUUCAGGACAUUUUGAUUGUCAUUUAAGAUUCAUACAAUGUGAUUUAUUGGACUCAGUGAGGUUUCAAUGAGAAACGGGGAUGGUAAGUCAACAAAUAAAUCAGACAGUAUUAAAAACCUACUGUUUGUGUGUCAGAAAAUGUCACUACUAUAGUAAACAUGAUUUGUUUUCACACUUGUGUCCUCAUUAUUUUAAUCACUCUUUUAACUGUGAGUAUGUUUACUCUAACUUUUGUUUUUAAUGAAAAGGAAUGUCUCAUAAAUAUAUAUAAAUAUGCCAAUGAAAAGAAAAGGUUGAAAUAAAUACACCAGAAGAGUAAGAUCCAAAAAUAAUAAAAACUAAUAAAAAAAAAAAAAAAAAA